Molecule: messenger RNA, 5713 nt
Organism: Meriones unguiculatus (Mongolian gerbil)
Lineage: Eukaryota; Metazoa; Chordata; Mammalia; Rodentia; Muridae
Gene: Sepsecs
Product: Sep (O-phosphoserine) tRNA:Sec (selenocysteine) tRNA synthase
Exons: 11
Coding region: 382-1716 (444 amino acids)
Biological process (GO): conversion of seryl-tRNAsec to selenocys-tRNAsec; selenocysteine incorporation
Molecular function (GO): tRNA binding; O-phosphoseryl-tRNA(Sec) selenium transferase activity
Source: RefSeq, a predicted model, not a curated record
CGUGCUGCCUGUACUGCUCCAGCAGGCAGCUUUUCGCCAGACCCCCAGGCCUCGCUCCUGACAGUGCCCCCAAAGCUCGACAGACCCUGGUUUGAAAACUUCCCCUUGAGGGCAUUGUCUUUUCAGCUAUACUCACUUACCAGAGAUUUAAGAAUCCUAGCCAACUUCAGGGUCUGUAUUACAUCCGUUCUCAAUCUCUAGUUUGUAGUCGAAUAGAGGAAAUGGCCAAUUGGCAUUUUCUUCAUAGUUGCCAAGUUUUUCUGAUUGAGGAAUGAAGAGACAUUACAUGUACAAAACACAUUAAAAAGAAUUCAGGGCAAGUGUCCAGAGGAUGGCUGGGAUGAAAGUACACUGGAACUGUUUCUGAAUGAGCUUGCGAUCAUGGAUAGCAACAAUUUCUUGGGUAAUUGUGGUGUGGGAGAAAGGGAAGGGAGAGUGGCCUCUGCUUUGGUUGCUCGUCGUCAUUACAGGUUCAUCCAUGGAAUUGGACGAUCUGGUGAUAUUUCUGCUGUGCAACCAAAAGCUGCAGGCUCUAGCCUCUUGAACAAAAUUACCAAUUCUAUGAUGCUUAAUAUCAUAAAGCUGGCUGGUGUUCAUUCAGUGGCCAGUUGCUUUGUAGUUCCUAUGGCAACUGGGAUGAGUCUAACCUUGUGUUUCCUAACAUUACGACACAAAAGACCAAAGGCCAAGUAUAUUAUAUGGCCACGGAUAGACCAGAAGUCCUGCUUUAAGUCCAUGGUCACUGCAGGUUUUGAACCUGUGGUGAUAGAAAAUGUGUUGGAAGGCGACGAGCUGCGCACAAACCUGGCUGCAGUGGAGGCUAAGAUCCAGGAGCUCGGCCGUGACUCUGUUCUGUGCAUUCAUUCUACUACAUCCUGCUUUGCUCCAAGGGUACCUGAUAGAUUAGAAGAACUGGCUGUGAUUUGUGCUAAUUAUGACAUUCCGCAUGUAGUCAACAACGCUUAUGGAUUACAGUCUUCAAAGUGCAUGCAUCUCAUUCAGCAGGGGGCUCGGGUUGGUAGAAUCGACGUUUUCGUUCAGAGCUUGGACAAAAAUUUUAUGGUUCCAGUAGGUGGUGCUGUAAUUGCUGGCUUUAAUGAUGUCUUCAUUCAGGAAAUCAGCAAGAUGUAUCCAGGGAGAGCUUCAGCUUCGCCAUCCUUAGAUGUCCUUAUUACCUUGCUGUCACUUGGCUCCAGUGGCUACAAGAAGCUCUUAAAGGAAAGAAAGGAAAUGUUUGUCUAUUUAUCUAUCCAACUAAAGAAGUUGGCAGAGACCCAUAAAGAAAGACUACUGGAGACACCUCAUAACCCCAUAUCCUUAGCUAUGACACUUGAGACACUAGAUGGACACCAAGACAAAACUGUCACUCAGCUUGGCUCGAUGCUUUUUAUCAGACAGGUUUCUGGAGCCAGGGCUGUGCCUCUUGGGAGUGUGCAAACUGUGAGUGGCUACACUUUCCGAGGCUUCAUGACCCACACAGAUAAUUACCCCUGUCCUUACCUCAAUGCAGCAGCAGCCAUAGGGAUGAAGACACAGGAUGUGGACUUGUUCAUAAAGAGACUUGACAAGUGCUUAACCACAGUAAGAAAAGAAAAAAAUAAAGCAAGGGGUAUGUGUGAAGUAGAGGCUGACAAGAAAGCUGAAGAUGGCGUUGAAGAGGUGACUAGAAAACGAGGUAACGUGGAGGACAACAUGGACCAGCACUCUUCUUCAUGACACAGUUUAAAUGAUGCAAAGCUUUUGAAUUGAGAGUUUUAUAAGAAAUAUUCUGACUGGUCUGAGGGUAGCCAUUGGUGAUUGUUUUUGUUAUCCUUAGAAUGCCUUGGUCUUUAUGAUUUUUACAGAUUAUAACAUACAGUUGCAGUGAUCAUUUUCUGAUUGUUAUAUUAGUUAAGCAACACAAUCCAGAUGAUUAUUACUAAUAUAAACUGUAAAGAUACAUGUAAUUCUUACUGAAAUACAGAGUGCUUCUUCUUAGCUAUUCUCCAGCAUUCAAAGAUUUCUUUGGUUUCUGAUCACAGAGAAUUGAGAAAGAUCUGUUUCUAAUGCUGCUAAAUACUAGAUGUUUGUUUAGCUGUCGCUGUGCCCAUAGAAGGGACAUUUCCCAAAGAAGCAGAGCCAAGACACAAGCUUAAGAGCAGGUCUUUUCAACUGGAGUGGCUUGGUUGUAUAUAAGCGACAUGUAAAGACUCAAAGAGGGUGCUAGUGACAGUAAAUUGCAGAAACUGGCAGUUCUGCUCAAUAUCUUACCUGCUGCCUAACACAAGGUUUCCACAAAAGAAUUCUCCAAUCCAGAAUGUCAGUAGUUUAAAGAAGGGAGCUCCUCAGUAAAGAAGAGUUUCCGAAUUGCCUUAUAUAGCAGCUUGGCCAUAGUGAUGCCUGACAUUGCUAUUCAUGAUGGGCUUCAUGGAGGUCAGUGGUCCCAUGAAAUGCUGCACCUAGUGAUGUGAUGGAUAGCUUGGUUUGUUUAAGUGCGUCAUGCUGUUCACAUAUCUAUAAAAUCAGAUAAUUAUACAUUUUUAGACCAUAUUUUAGUGACAUGACUGCAAAAAUAAAAAAGAUAGCUCCGAAUGUUAUCAAGUCUACUUCAAAGAGACUUGAAUGACUAUUAUAAAUUGUUUUAUGUGGUACCUUCUUAUUUUUCUAUUUGGGCAACUGAAAACUUUAUUCUACAUACUAUCUUCCCUCUAAGCAGCUUUUGUGAACUGACUGGUUCACUCAGGUACUGUGCAUAGCCACCCUCAGGACUAGUUAAUAUGCCUGGUUUUGAACAUGUUCUUGCUAAGGAAGUCAAAAUGAUGCAGUGCUGCAAACCAUUGUGUUUACUUUCUGUGUGUGUGUGUGUGUGUGUGUGUGUGUGUGUGUGAAUGACUCUGAAAUUCUGGGCCCAGGUGUGUGUGUGUGUGUGUGUGUGUGUGUGUGUGUGUGUGUGUGUGUGUGUGAAUGACUCUGAAAUUCUGGGCCCAGGAGCUCUAACAGUGAUUUUUGUUGUAAUGUGUGUGUGUGUGUGUAUAUAUAUAUAGUUUAUUUGUGUAUAUAUUGUUUGUUUACUUGUAAUAUACACAUAUGAUAACAAAUAAACAAACAAACUAGAUGAGGGGAUUAGUGAGGCCUCUUGGAGACAACACCAUGCCAAAGCUAUGUUUCUCAGACCUGCUUUGUGGCCUGUCAUUCCAGCCAAGACAUACUCACAGGGAAAAGGGUUCAUAGAGAAAUCAUUUGAGGAAAUGCCUUUAUAAAUUUGCUCGUGGUAUAUUAAAUGCUGCAGGAGGAUCCUUUUUAGUAAAGAUUGGCCUGCUUUUCCAAAGAGGAGGCCAUUCUCUGAAGUGAAACUCUCACUGACUUCUCCUCGAACGUAUUCUCCCCACGGAAUGGGCUGGAUGUGCUGACCUCUUUUCAGUGAAGUAGGUGGCUAACAAAUGAAAACAGCAGCAGUGAGAAACAGUGAUGGUUUCUAUCUCUUGUGUUGGUUUGAGCUGUGUGGAAAGGAAGGGGUGUUCUUCCUUGUGUGUGACCUUGGAGGGUUGGUAAAGGUGAGAUCAAGCAGAUGCUGUUGGAGUGUGUAAGCUGGGCAGUGUGAGCUACUGGUGCACAUGCCUGUCAAGGCUGAGUAUAGCUAGGUGAUUCCUAACUGCACUCGCUCUGCCUUUGGGAGCCGGACACUACAGUGGCUCUUAGGUAGCUACAGUGACUCGUCACAUGGGAGUAAAUUUUGAAUUGAAAGUCUGUGCUCUUUUCUGUGUGGAUUUGGGACUGCUCUGUAGACCAGAAGAAGCCCCAGAAGCCCCGUCUCCGAGGAGCCCACAAGCGUCAGAUGAUGCCGCCAAUGGAAGUGCUGGCAGUGCAGCUUCCUACGCAUCAGGCCAAAAUGAUUUUCUAGAACAAGUGAUCUAUAUUGUGCGAUCAUCAUUUGCUUAAGAAAGGCCAGAGUCCAGGAACUGAAGAUGCUUCCUCAUCUGCCGAGUAUCAGCAGUUCUUGGGCUUCAGCUGCUGAAUAGAUAAUAAUUGUAAUUGAAGGUAAAUCACAUGAACCCACAUGUGAAUGAUAGAUUUGGUAUGACAUUUUAUUCCUGGUGCAUACAAGCCACUGCAAUUUGGGUUAUUAACCCUUUCCUUUUUAAUUCCAAUUCUGUUCCUCCUGGCUUCAAGGUUGACCUAAGGUCAUAAAACUCAGUUUUUUAAAAGGAUAAAAUAGUUCUUUGUCAUCAGGCUUGCCUUCUCCCCAACCCUGUAAAAUUUACUUAAUUCCCUCUCAUGCUGACAUACACGUGCUAAAAGAACUGUACCUCUUUGCUGAAGCACUUUGGUCUGUUUCAUUAUUUGCCUCUGUUACUCUCAGGCUGUGUUGUGGAAGACACAUUCCAGGCAUUGCCUAAGACACUGCUAUUGUGUUUGUGGCACAACUCCUCUUAUUAAUAAGGCCAUAAGGUAGAAAUUUGGAGAUUGGUUUUUUAAAAGUCACUGGGCUGGAGUAGUCUGCCUAGAGAAGAAAACUGAGUCAUGGAAUGUGUGUUCACUAAUGCAUCUUACUCACACGGCAGGGAAAAUGUUAAGUUGACCCAGGUCUCUGCUGAUGUGUCCUCACUGUCAGGGAAAUAUGUGACAGCAGCCUUGUGAUCCAGCGUGAACUGUGAAUCUUCCUAUUGGCUUAUGGUGAUAGUUGAAUAAGUUAUACAAGAGGAGUUAUGUAAUGCAGUUCUGUUCCGCCUAUAGGCCCUUGGUGUACAAACGGUAAAUUGAAAUACGAUUUAAAUGAAUUUUUUUCUACUGUCUUGAUCCAGCAAAUAAUUAUUCACUGAUUCUCUUUCUUUAACCUCAGGACAGAAGAACGGUCACUGAGGCCCUAGCUAUAGAAUAUGUUUAUGCCAAUAGCGUCUGUAGGUGUUAGUGGAGUUUAUGCAAAUGCAUUUGUGUUUUAAACUGGUAAUAAUAUUGAAUAUGUGACCUCAUCCUGACAAAUUCAGUUUUGAGUCUUUUCACUGAAGUAGGCAACCAACAAUUGAAACCACAGCAGUGAAAAACAAUGAUCGAUCUCAUUCAUACUGUUCUCAGAGGAAAAUUUAAAAUAACAUACACAUUUGGUACAUAUAAAAAUUAAAUUUGCUUUGCCUCAUAAUCUUAAGAUGCACUGAUUUCUGCCAAGUAUUUAUAUACACCAAAGUUGGUUAAUUUCAGAAAUUUCAUAGCUUCUGAAUAAUUUGAUAAGAACCAAUUGGCCACGCUAGUAACAGAAGUGUGUGUAUGUGUGCAUAUGCGUGUGUGUGUGCUUUUGUGUGGGUGGAGGUGGGGAUCUUCAGACAGACUUGCUUGUCUCUGUUGCUUCUGCUCUCUGGCCAGCCUUAGUCUGCAGGUCUGACUUACUGCCUCCUUUAUGCCUUACAUUUUACUUUUAUUUUAGCCUCAUGGUCUGUGUGCCAAAAGGUGAUGGUUUUACAGAUAAUGAAUAUUAACUUAUUACCAGAUAAUAUUAACAGUUCAAGCUAAGGCCUUAGACACAGCCAGGUUGUGUUAAAUCCAGUGGUGCAAAUAAGAGCUUUUGGGAAAAGGUAAAAGAAGACUAAGUUUAACUGUAACUGAGGGGGAUUUGAUCAACUUGCUCACCUGUAUAUUACUAAAAGGGAUAAAGACUUCCAGAAAUACUUUUGGUAUAGAAUGUUUAAAGAUAAAAACAAAUUGUAUAAUUUAUUACAUGAAAUAAAUUUUUAAUAAAUCA